UGUUUUCGCGAAGCUGCAGCCCUGGCUAACAACCAAAACUAAAUCGCCAGCCAGAAAAACAAAGCCGUGCGAAAAGUGUUGAAGAAUAAAAGUUAGCCACAAAACGGUUUACAAUACGUGUAAAAAGUAAUCAGUCAAUAAUAUUUAAACUGCUGAAAGCUUCAUUGAAUUACUAUUAGCCAAGUCAAGUUAAUUGAGCCGCAACAUGUCGGAUAAAUACGAAGGCAAUGGCGAUUACUCGGCGUACAAUGAAGACGACAAUAACGACUACAACGGAGGAGGGGGUGGCGGAGUCAGUAAGCCGCGCAAAAAUGCAGGCGUUGGUGGCGGUGGCAAUGCCCACAAUGGCGACAACGGAGUACACGAUCAUCAUGGCGGCCCGGAGGGUGGUGGUGGCAAUAUGCCGCUUAAUGAAAAGGCCAAUGAAUACAUAAGGGACUGCAUGGCAGAAAAGCACCGCAUGGACAGAAAGUUUCCCAUAGCUGAAAAGCUGUUAGAGGGUGAGAUUGAGAAAGUGCAAAGCACUGGACGCAUACCCUCGCGCGAGCAAAAAUAUGCAGACAUCUAUCGCGAGAAGCCCUUGCGCAUCUCACAGCGUGUGUUGGUGCCCAUACGCGAGCAUCCCAAGUUUAACUUUGUGGGCAAACUGUUGGGACCCAAGGGCAACUCAUUACGUCGCCUGCAGGAGGAUACACUCUGCAAGAUGACUGUGCUAGGCCGCAAUUCCAUGCGAGAUCGUGCCAAGGAGGAAGAGCUGCGCUGCUCUAAAGAUCCCAAAUAUGCGCAUCUAAACACUGAUCUUCAUGUAGAGAUUUCUACAAUUGCGCCGCCUGCAGAGGCUUAUGCGCGCAUUGCCUACGCCAUGGCCGAGCUGCGCAAAUAUCUCAUACCAGAUAGCAAUGAUAUUAUACGCCAGGAGCAGCUGCGUGAGCUAAUGGACAACACCAGUCUCAAUGAGAAUGACUGCAAUAUUAAUGGAAAGAAUGUCUACAAGAAAAUACCACACAUGCAGAACUCAAAUGCCAAUAAUAUGACCGGUUCAUCGGCGAAUAACUCUAACACUGGUAUGGGCAAGAACACAGCGCAUCAUGGUUACAGAGGCUCACAGCAGUCGUCGUUCAGCAAAAAUGUGCUUGUGCCAAAGCAAAAGGUCAUGUCCAUACUAGAGAAAGCUAGAACUGCUAUGGAUGAAACCUACGGCCGUGGUUAUGAUGACGGAAUGGGCUAUGAUCCACAUCAGCCCUAUGAAGCUUACAGCUAUGCUUCGCACGGCGGCACGCAUGGACAUGGACCACCUGGCAACAUUUUGGGCAGCGUAGCCAAUAUGAGCGGUGCUAGCGGCGGCGGUGUGCGCGGUGGUCACUAUGAAUCUAACGAAUAUGAGGCAGACUACUCAAGACGUGAUUACUACCAGCAUUCACCUGGCUAUGCAGCUGGUAACGGUGGUGUGCAAACGAAUCAAAAUAACUCUGGCGGUCUAAAUUCGAAUCACAAUCGCAGCCAUGUUAAUAGGUGAAAUUUGCAGACCUGCAGUACAACAACAAAUCCUAUACCAAAUACUCACAAUCUCAAUACACAAGCCCAAGUCGUAAAUAGCAGCAACUACUUUAAGCCGGACCAUGGCAUAAAUGAGUGCAUCCAUGGCCGUACUAAAAACAAUUUGUACAAAUCACAGCAGCCUUCAAGCAGCAACAAUAACAACAAUUACCAAGCCCACAACAGCCACAACAACAACAACAAUCACAGCCA
Messenger RNA from Drosophila busckii, 1749 nucleotides. RefSeq names its product KH domain-containing, RNA-binding, signal transduction-associated protein 2. The transcript is spliced from 7 exons. The coding region runs from base 206 to 1516 and encodes 436 amino acids. Lineage: Eukaryota; Metazoa; Arthropoda; Insecta; Diptera; Drosophilidae. Gene Ontology annotation, molecular function: mRNA binding. Gene Ontology annotation, cellular component: nucleus. The record is from RefSeq and is a predicted model, not a curated record. Gene Ontology annotation, biological process: regulation of alternative mRNA splicing, via spliceosome.